Molecule: messenger RNA, 1275 nt
Organism: Hibiscus syriacus
Lineage: Eukaryota; Viridiplantae; Streptophyta; Magnoliopsida; Malvales; Malvaceae
Exons: 2
Coding region: 115-876 (253 amino acids)
Molecular function (GO): protein binding
Source: RefSeq, a predicted model, not a curated record
UACAUAAAUUCUUAAAUACAUUUAUCUUAAGCCAUCAAUCGGGAAGAACCCAUUUGAUUUCUGGUGAUUUUUCUUCAAAAUACCACAAUAAAAAGCUCUUGCAGGUGUUUACCGAUGGUGAAAUCAAAGAAAAUGCAGUUAGGACUGAAGCAUUCAAACAAGAACCGCUUACGCCCUUCAAACCGCAACAGCGAGUUGGACCUGCUUGGGGAAGCUGGUUGGGUCGUAGUUAAAAAGCAGAUAGUCACCAUUCUUAUACCACCAUUACCUUCGUCUAAGAACUCAAAAAUGGCAAACCAGGGAUCUGAUCAAUUAGAAGGCACACCUAAAAAUAAAGUGAAGGAGCGAUCAAAGCUCUCUGUUCAAGUGUUUCCCAAUUUGCCAUCCGAAUCUGGACGAGAGAAGUCGACUCCAUUUGCUCGUGAAAAGGGUAUUGAAAUUGCUAGAAGAUCUCCUGAUCAGCAAAUUUCAACUUCAGGCAAAUCGCCGGGUUGUGGAGUGCAGCCAAAGAAUCCAGGUGAAGUGGUUACUUUAAAAUCUCAUAAAAUACAUGGACUGCCUGAAGCCUCAAAAACUAUCAGGAGUCACAGAUCAAAUGUCACUUUUUCUGGGAGCAUGUUUCUGAACCGAAGGCUGAGGGUGUCGAAUCUCGAGAGGAAGCUUCAACAAGUUGGUGGCCUGACCAGGUGGCUGACAUCCCUUGGAUUAGAUCAGUUUGUAAGGAUUUUUCAGGCCAAAAGUAUCAACAAAUUCCAGUUAGUGAAUCUAAAUAUGCAAAAGCUCAAAGAUAUGGGUGCACAUGCGGUCGGUCCAAGGAGAAAACUGAUCCAUGCUAUUGAUUGUGUCUGUCAGCCAUUUUCCUUCGGGGCCUUAUAAGUAUUCCCUGUUGGAGCUAGUUUCCUUGCAAUUGAUGAAUUAGAAGGUAGAAAUCGAAGCAUAGAAGAUGAGGCUUAAACUUUUUUGUUGUAGAUAUUCACUUUCAAGUGAUUGAGAUCUCGGAUUGCUACUGGUUCUAAGACGAUUAUUCAGGUUAGACAUGCUGGUGAGGUCGGUGCUACUGGUCAUGAACCAGGACCAAAUCAAAAGGGUUAUUGUAGGAUGUGUAUAAAGAGAGAAUACAGGUGAUUUUCGCAUGCCUCAUCUGCUAGAGAUCCUUGUCUGACUGGAAAUUUACCAUGUUGAGGGUAGGAGCUAUGCAAACGUCAUGUUUUGUUGUUGUCUAUUCAUCAAUUCAACUAACUGAUAGCUGUUGUUUUUAAGACAUUCGCUGGUACU